UCAUUCGUUGCUGUAAUAUUCAGUGAGGAAAUAUGCCUGAACCCGCCAAGUCUGCCCCUAAGAAGGGCUCCAAGAAAGCCGUGACUAAAACCACCACCGGCAAAGGAGGCAAGAAGAAGAGAAAGACCAGGAAGGAGAGCUACGCCAUCUACGUGUACAAGGUGCUGAAGCAGGUCCACCCUGACACCGGCAUCUCCUCCAAGGCCAUGAGCAUCAUGAACUCGUUCGUUAACGACAUCUUUGAGCGCAUCGCCUCCGAGUCUUCUCGUCUGGCUCACUACAACAAGCGCUCCACCAUCACCUCCAGGGAGAUCCAGACCGCUGUGCGCCUCCUGCUGCCCGGUGAGCUGGCCAAGCACGCCGUGUCUGAGGGAACCAAGGCCGUCACCAAGUACACCAGCUCCAAGUAAACAAUGCUGCUGUUUAACCAACAACCACAACGGCUCUUUUAAGAGCCAC
Molecule: messenger RNA, 459 nt
Organism: Girardinichthys multiradiatus
Lineage: Eukaryota; Metazoa; Chordata; Actinopteri; Cyprinodontiformes; Goodeidae
Product: histone H2B-like
Exons: 1
Coding region: 33-410 (125 amino acids)
Cellular component (GO): nucleosome
Molecular function (GO): DNA binding; protein heterodimerization activity; structural constituent of chromatin
Source: RefSeq, a predicted model, not a curated record